Messenger RNA from Brachypodium distachyon (stiff brome), 2390 nucleotides. RefSeq names its product amino acid permease 3. NCBI's taxonomy places the organism in Eukaryota, Viridiplantae, Streptophyta, Magnoliopsida, Poales, Poaceae. The coding region runs from base 554 to 2020 and encodes 488 amino acids. The record is from RefSeq and is a predicted model, not a curated record. The transcript is spliced from 4 exons. Gene Ontology annotation, cellular component: plasma membrane.
GAGACAUCUUUUAUUGGACGGAGGGAGUAUAUGCGAUACGAUCGACCAAGUGGGCGAGACAUGGGACGCAUAUUCUUCACAUAAUAGAGCCGUGCGUAGUGUAGCCAGGACAGGACACAUAUGCAUGGAUGCACCGUUGCAUUGAUUACUAACCCUUCACAUCCAUUUCAACUUAAAGAUCUCGAGAACAAAUUCUACUAGAUCAUAGAUGCCCAUGGUUUCAGAAAAUUCCCGCGAUGGAGCAGUAGCAGCCACCCACCAUAAUUCCCAGGCAGUCACCGCGCCUAUAAAUUUGCAGCCCCCACUCUCUUCCUCCCAGUGCAGUCACUCAGUCGAUUGAUCUAGUGGAGUGGUAAACAUAGUACUGCCUUUGAAUUCCACACGCCGGGGUCUUGUUGGCGCUCGAUCUCCGGUCCUCAGGUAGCUAAUAGAGAUAUCUACGCAAGUAGUCACGGUGCAUGCUGGCUAGAACGAAACAUAUGUGCUUGAGAAUUUGAGAUAUACCGAGCUGUGUGUGUUCUUUAGCUGAAGUCUCACUGUUGGAUCGGGUAUUAUGACGGCUGGUGCAGAGAUGGGGGAGAACGGUGUGGGCAGGCAGCCGUACUACCCGGCCAUGGAGGUAUCCGGCGUGGAGAACGGCCACACGGCCGGCUCCAAGUGCUACGACGACGACGGCCGCCUCAAGCGCACCGGGACGAUGUGGACGGCGAGCGCGCACAUCAUCACGGCGGUGAUCGGGUCCGGGGUGCUGUCGCUGGGCUGGGCCAUCGCGCAGCUGGGCUGGGUGGCCGGCCCGGCCGUCAUGCUGCUCUUCUCCCUCGUCACCUACUACACCUCCGCGCUGCUCUCCGACUGCUACCGCUCCGGCGACGAGACCACCGGCAAGCGCAACUACACCUACAUGGACGCCGUCAACGCCAACCUCAGUGGCAUCAAGGUCCAGAUCUGCGGUUUCCUGCAGUACGCGAACAUCGUCGGCGUCGCCAUCGGCUACACCAUCGCCGCCUCCAUCAGCAUGCUAGCUAUCAAGAGGGCCAACUGUUUCCACGCCAAGGGUCACGUGAACCCGUGCCACAUCUCGAGCACGCCCUACAUGAUCAUCUUCGGGGCAGCGCAGAUCUUCUUCUCCCAAAUCCCAGACUUCGACCAGAUCUCCUGGCUAUCCAUCGUCGCCGCCAUCAUGUCCUUCACCUACUCCACAAUCGGGCUAGGCCUGGGCAUCGUCCAGGUGGUGGCCAACAGGGGCGUCAAGGGCAGCCUUACCGGGAUCAGCAUCGGGGUCGUGACACCCAUGGACAAAGUCUGGAGAAGCCUCCAGGCCUUCGGCGACAUCGCCUUCGCCUACUCCUACUCCCUCAUCCUCAUCGAGAUCCAGGACACCAUCCGGGCGCCGCCCCCGUCCGAGUCCAAAGUCAUGCGCCGGGCAACCGUGGUCAGCGUGGCGACCACCACGCUCUUCUACAUGCUGUGCGGCUGCAUGGGGUACGCGGCCUUCGGGGACGAGGCGCCAGGGAACCUCCUCACGGGGUUCGGCUUCUACGAGCCCUUCUGGCUCCUGGACGUCGCCAACGCCGCCAUCGUGGUUCACCUCGUGGGAGCCUACCAGGUUUACUGCCAGCCGUUAUUCGCGUUCGUGGAGAAGUGGGCGCAGCAGAGAUGGCCCAAGUCGAGCUUCAUCGUUGGGGAGAUCGAGGUCUCCUUUGGGUUCAAGGUGAACCUCUUCAGGCUGACUUGGCGGUCGGCGUUCGUGGUGGCCACGACGGUCGUGUCCAUGCUUCUGCCCUUCUUCAACGACGUCGUCGGCUUCCUCGGCGCGCUCGGGUUCUGGCCGCUCACGGUAUACUUCCCCGUGGAGAUGUACAUCGUGCAGAAGAAGAUACCCAGGUGGGGAUCGCAGUGGGUUUGCCUGCAGCUGCUUAGCCUCGCCUGCCUCGUCAUCACCGUCGCCUCCGCCGCCGGAUCCGUCGCCGGAAUCAUGUCCGAUCUCAAGGUCUACAAACCGUUCUCCACCAGUGACUGACUGACUGACCGAUAGAUCUACCGGUGGCCGGCCGUCACAAAUGAAUGCACAGAAGAGACGAUGCCUGGCUACCUGCAUGCUCUAAUUAAUUAAUCAAUCCGUUAUCACACGUUCGCUCGAAAAAAGAAAAGGAGAAAAGUGUGCUUGUUCUGUAUACAACGCGCUGCUGCUAAUUUUCAUUGUUUGCGAUUCACUACGUUAACUGAAAAGGAGAAAGAAUGUUGUACUCCCGUUCCAAAAUAAGUGACGCGACGUGGAUACAAAUACACGUCACUUAUUUUGGGACGGGGGAGUACUUAAUUUCAAGUCAAGUGUUGUGCUUGUAACUACGUGAUGAGAAAUGCAAGUUCAUAUGAUAAUUUUCUUCGCA